Chara braunii is the source of this 3364-nucleotide messenger RNA. Lineage: Eukaryota; Viridiplantae; Streptophyta; Charophyceae; Charales; Characeae. The record is from the annotation of a GenBank genome assembly.
GUCGAAUGAGCCCCUCCCGGACUUCAUUCAGAGAAUGCAGGACUAUACAGCCGCACUCACCCAGGUCAAGGAACAGCAAGAGGCUGCCGCAGCCGAAAGACUACGGCUAGCAGAGGAAGCUGCAGCACAAACCCAGCGUCAAGCCGAGGCAGACCAGUUGGCGAUCGAUCAGCUCAACGCCGACAGCGCUGAACUUGUAAGUGGUAACCAAGCACAAUGGACAGCGGUGCUCAACGGGAAGCGUUAUGUCCCGGUACCCGGCAGCGAUCCGACAACAGUACAGCAGGAGAGGCAAGACCUGGCAGAUAUUCUACUCCAUACAAUGCGCGCCGUCAUUUGGAACAGCACCAUGGGAGAGCUGCAUUCCCAGUCCACACUGCAGCUGCAGCACGAUCUGAGCCACAACGUGAAGAUAUUUGCAGCAGCUGUCAAGGUCGCAGACAACCAGCUGAAACAGCUAGAUGCACGCAUUGUUACCUUGGAGGCAAGGCCUCCCCAAGCAGCGCCAGGCUGCACGACAGAUAUGACAGACAUGACGAAGCAGCUCAAUGGGCGCAUUGAUCAUGUCGUCAAUCUCAUCGGCGAUAUAGGUGUUUUCAAUGGGCCGGACAUGAUCAGUAGCACGGUGGCCGCCAUCAAGACGGACAUCACCAAGCUGCAGACGAAACCGGACGCCUCCACGAAGAAUUACAAGAUGCCGCACUUCGACAUCAGCAAGUUCGACGACAACAACAAGACGGACGCUUUGGCAUGGUGGCAACGUUUCCUCACGGAAGCAUCAUGCCGCACUGUCCCGGCCGACGACAUGAUGAAGGCGCUAUACUUACAACUGAUUGGAGGAGCGCAGGCAUGGAUGAACCAUCUGGCGACUACCCACAAAUGCACCAUCGCCGAACUCCACACGCACCUCACGUGGAAAGAGUUCGAGAAGCUAUGGUUCACCCGGUUCAUGGUCCGCAACGUCGUGAAGGCGGCCAUGAACGAGGUGUACACCUGCUCUCAAGGGAGUAUGCCAACUCGAGACUGGACAACCAAGCGGCAGAAGAUUGCCGCCCUUCAGUUCCCCUGCUACGGCGGCUCUGUCAACCUUCUCAUUAUCAUUAUCGAGGGAGGCCGAUCCUGUGAUUGCAUAUUCACCAGCGCCGAAGGCGCCCUUGCAACCUGCAGUGCCUUGAUUGAUUGUGGAGCGUCUCGCAACUUUAUGAGCCAAGCCUUUAUGGCCCGCGCAGGCCUUGGCCCGCGCGUUCGAAGGAAGACGCAACCCACGCAAGUCACACUCGCGGACGGCCGCACGCAAAAGUCAAUUGACCGAUGCGUCGACGGCGUUCCGGUAUACUUUGCGCCACUUGCGUGCGAGCCGGUGUCUUUUGACAUCCUCGACACCAAGUUCGACAUGGUUUUAGGCAUGUCUUGGUUGCAUAGUGCCGAUCAUCCGAUGAACUUCCAUGACCGAACCGUUCACAUCCGUGAUCGGAACGGAGUGUUAGUCCCAUGUACGGUCGCGACCCCUCACACUUUGAUUACUUGUCACGUGGUUUCCGUUGCGAGAAUUCGUGACGCAAUUGCUCGGAAUGACGUCGAGGAGAUGGGCCUUGUAUUCUUGCAUGCUCUCCCCUCGCCGGACGGACCAGCCGCGUCACCGCUGGACCCACGCAUUUCUCACCUCUUGGACGAGUAUAGAGACGUCUUCGAGGCUCCCACCGGAACGGUUCCGGAUCGGCCCAUACGUCACGGGAUCACUCUCGAGGUUGGCGUCGUCCCUCCGCGUGGAUGUAUCUACCGCAUGAGUGAAGAGGAACUCGAGGUGCUUCGCGCACAACUCGAUGACCUUCUCGACAAGGGCUGGAUUCGCCCUAGUUGCUCGCCAUACGGUGCCCCUAUUCUCUUCCUCCGGAAGAACGUCCUCAUCUACCUUGAUGACAUCUUGGUUUACAGUAGAACGUUGGACGAGCACAUCGUACACCUUCGCGUUGUUCUGGAUCGUUUGCGACUAGCCAAGUACAAAGYGAAUCUCGACAAGUGCGAAAUGGCCAAGCAAGAGCUUGAGUACUUGGGUCAUUUUGUCACGCCGAAAGGCAUUCGUCCCUUAGCGGACAAGAUCCAAGCCAUCGUGGAUUGGCCGGAACCCCGUUGCACGACGGACGUACGCUCUUUCAUGGGUUUGGCUGGAUAUUAUCAGCGAUUCGUCGAGUCAUACUCGAAAGUGGCUGCUCCUUUGUCGAGACUUCAGUCCCCGAAGGUGCCCUUCGAGUUCGACGACGCAGCCCGUGGCGCGUUCACUACGUUGAAGGCAGCAAUGCAAGCCGCGCCUGCCCUCCGUAUAUAUGACCCCACCCUUCCCACCCAAGUGACUACGGACGCUUCGGGGUACGAUACUGGUGCGGUGUUGGAACAGUGUCACGAGGACGGUUGGCAUCCGGUCGAGUAUUUCUCCCAAAAGAUGGAUGACCAGACGGAGCGAGCGCACCAGACCGCUCAGAUGAUAUUGCGUACGCUCAUCUGUCCCGACCAGAAAGAUGGGGUUGACCGGCUUCCCGACAUCGAGUUCGCCUAUAACACUUCAGUGCACCCGCCGAUCUGCGUCACACCAUUCGAGUUACAUCAUGGUGGAGAGAAAGCACGGAUCUUCGCUGAUCUCCUUUUGCCACAGGCUGCCGACAUAGACGUCCCUUGCUCUCCCGCUUCCGUUCGGAAGUACUUGGACUUGCUGAUCAAAGCCCGCGCGAAUAUGCAAAAGGCUCAUAUCCGCAUGCAGCAGCAGGCUAACCGACGUCGACUUCCAUGUCCUUUCCGCGAGGGAGACCUUGUUUGGGUCCUCUCCGAGGAAUUUGCGCUUGAGCAGGACGUUUCGCGCAAACUCCUUCCGAAAUGGUUCAGACCAUGGGAAGUCACUUCUGCCGUUGGAGACGACCCCGCAGGUCCUUCCUUCGUGAUGAACAUUCCACCGCACCUUACAGUGCAUCGGGUCUUCCACGCGUCGAAGCUGGCCAUCUACACGCCACCUUCAGCUGACGAGUUCCCCGGACGUCGAUCACAGGAUCCGCCUUCUAUGGACGGACAUCAGGAAGUUGACCGAGUCAUCACGCACCGCAAGUAUGGCAACAAGCCAAUGCAGUUCAAAGUCACAUUCAAGCAAUGUGCGCCUGAUGACACUCGAUGGAUCUCCAGUACAGAUUUGCAGACUUCUGCACCCCUUAUCUUCGCCGACUAUGAGAAGCGACGCCUUGCUAAGGAAGCAACUCGUCCCGCCCGACCCACCCCGGUAUCGGACAGACAACUUCGCCCUCGCAGGUAGCUCGGUCUUUUAAGAGGGGGAGUGUGUUACAUCUUCAACGCCACACGGGUCCUACCGGACCCGACUUAG